AUGCUAGGAGUAUCCCGUUCCACACAAGUAAGGGAUGGGAUCCGAAGCUCCGAUCUGCGUCAACGAUCAAAAAUCAAAGAUGCCGUUCUGUACGCCAAGCAGUCAAAGAUAAGUUGGGCCGGACACGUAAUGCGUAUGAAUGACAACCGAUGGACAAGAGCCGUUGGUGACUGGAUUCCUCGGGAUGUCAAACGUACUGCAGGAAGACCACUGACUCGAUGGUCAGAGUUCUUCGCGAAAAGCAUAGAAGAAAGAUAUGAAGCUUGA
Messenger RNA from Angiostrongylus costaricensis, 267 nucleotides. NCBI's taxonomy places the organism in Eukaryota, Metazoa, Nematoda, Chromadorea, Rhabditida, Metastrongylidae. The record is from the annotation of a GenBank genome assembly.